GCUCGUCUGCUCGAUGAAACAUCUCACGGAAUAAAGUCCACUCUCUCGAGGUCUUCUUUUGGAGCGCUGCACAAUGCAACGGAACCAGUAACUAUUCCCUGUCCAGCGAAGCGACGCUAAUUAAACCGUGUUGCUGGUUACUGUACAAUGUGGGCGUGAAGAGGAGGACCGUCAAAAGAGCGCGAGUCUCGAGGUGGAUAACUUCGACUUUAUACAGUGUAACAACUCACGGGAGGAUCGAAGCUCUUCAAGCCGUAGCUAUGGUGAACAGCCAGGUUACAGGCGGCGCGUGUGCAUCCAGGUCGUGCGCGGGCUGUGGGGGUCGUAUCGCUGACCGUUUCCUGCUCUUCUCCAUGGAGCGCUACUGGCACACACGCUGCCUCAAGUGCUCGUGCUGUCAGGCUCAGCUGGGAGAGAUCGGGACCACCUGCUACAGCAAAGGAGGCAUGAUCCUCUGCAGAACAGACUACAUCAGGUUGUUUGGGCACACGGGGGCUUGCAGUGCAUGUGGUCAGUCCAUUCCAGCCAGUGAAAUGGUCAUGCGGGCACAGGGCAACGUCUACCACCUCAAGUGCUUCUCCUGUGCAACCUGCAGAAACCAGUUGGUCCCCGGUGACCGAUUCCACUAUGUAAACGGCACCAUAUUUUGUGAACAUGACCGGCCAGGAGCUGCACUCCUUAAUACUCACCUGCAGAGCAACCCGGUGCUACCGGACCAGAAAGUUUGCUGAAGGACUUCUUCGCCCCUUCCUAUUCUUUAGUCUAUAUUUGGUUUACCCUCCAGUGUCUUUCUCAUCACAGCUCCUGACAUCCUCCAGACACUCCUCCUUUGAUGCACUUACGUUUUUACAGACUUAAAUGAAAAAGUGGGAGAACGAGUUUGGGCUGAGAGCGAUGGAAGCAUUUCUUUAUAUCUGACUUCAUAUCAAACUGUGGUGGAUUCUGCAGUAUCUCUCAUUGUGGCUUUCUCGCCCCCUGAAAACAGAAGUGACUUCUAUUUUCUCACAGGAUAUCCUGCCUCUCUUACAUCUAACCUCAAGAGAGAAGGCUUCAUCUGAAAAAGCAAUGUAUGCUUUUUCGAGGCAAGAUGAAACUGCGUUCACAACCCGUUUUUGACAUAUAUCCGAUUUAAAAAGGAUAUUUAAUCAUGAACAAAUGCAUCAAGAAUUGUUUGGAACUUGAAAAGUGGCCAUUACAUAAGAGAGACUGGUGAUGUCAGGCGAAAAUGGUGAAAGUUAUUACAUUUUGUUGAAUUUUUAUGACUUUUU
Messenger RNA from Sinocyclocheilus rhinocerous, 1268 nucleotides. RefSeq names its product LIM domain transcription factor LMO4 (gene lmo4lb). The transcript has 5 exons. The record is from RefSeq and is a predicted model, not a curated record. Lineage: Eukaryota; Metazoa; Chordata; Actinopteri; Cypriniformes; Cyprinidae. The coding region runs from base 261 to 731 and encodes 156 amino acids.